Molecule: messenger RNA, 960 nt
Organism: Serendipita indica DSM 11827
Lineage: Eukaryota; Fungi; Basidiomycota; Agaricomycetes; Sebacinales; Serendipitaceae
Source: the annotation of a GenBank genome assembly
AUGUCCUCGAGGCCUCCAAACCAUCCACAGCGAGGGGUAGCCAGUAAUGAAGUUGCUCAGCAUCGCGCUAGGCCGCCACAGACGCAACCACAAAACUCUCGUGUACCAAACCCAAACUCUCAGCUCUUAUCGAGUGUUCAUUUACAUUAUUCAGCCGCACUAUCAUCAAAGAAGAGCGAACUGGAUGCAUUAGUCGCCGAAUACUUGGCAGUCGCAGAGGAACAGCAGCGACGACGCGUACGGAUCGAAGCGUUGAUGGUCCAGACAGAAGCGGAGAUGGAUGCGCGUUUGCAUUCGAUUGCUGAGGAGAAGAAGGCUCUCCGUUCAUCAUUUUCAGAGCUUAGAAAGCAAUUGUUCAGAGAGGAAGACGUGUAUGCGAGUGGAGAUCAUGGAAAGAUAGGAGACCAAGCAGUGAUCAGAGGACUAGUGGACGCCGAGUAUCCUGGUCGUGGCAGGACGAGCGCCAUUGUUCCGUUAUCCAUGGGAAGAGGAGGCCAAGGUCCAGGAAGACGUGUUGUGAACGGCACUCGACCAGGAAGACCCGAAGACGAGCCAAUCUCACAGCCGAAACAUAGCCAAUCAAGACCUCAUCAACAGAGAAUGGAACCACCAUUGAUAAAACCCGGACCGAAGAGAGAAGUGGAGGAGGAAGAUGACAGUUCGUCGGGAUCAGGCGACUUGAACCCCCUUGUGGCACCUCCACGGCCAACGACAUCCUCCCCCUCACAUCAAGCAUCGCUUAAACCAGCUCCAGUAGCGCAGGUGCAGCCUCGGCCCCUUAAGCACCCCGCUCUGCCACCGAACAGAAGCUUUUUCCCAGAGAGGCCGUUGUUGACCAUUACCCCGUCUCCACGCAAGAGUAAUCAUGCUGCUGGUGACUGGGUGGCUCCGACGGGGGCAAUCUCGAGGGCAGGGGCGAAGAAGGGCAAGGAGGGUGCGCCUCGCUAUCAACCGUAUUGA